AUGAGCGAGAACGGGCGUGUCGUAAUGAUUGUGCGUGCUAAUUCUCCACGUGGGAGUCCUCCCAGUGGAAACGAUCCAGCUGCUUUGAAUUUAGGAGCCAUGGAGGUAGAUUGGCGUCAACAGCAAUUCCAACGUCAGCGUAUGCAGCUACUUAGUAUGGCCAUUUUCUUGUGCUUUCUUGUCCUCUUCUUUGACAAUCGUGCGGGCGACGGUCACAGCAGCCGAAGACAAGGCGUUGAUACCGGUACAGAAGGACGAAACCGAUAUUCAUUACCUCCAAACGCAUUUAACGAUACCGAUCGCUUACAAAAGGUACAAGAGCUGGAGAUGCUGCUACAGACUCAAGCAGGCUAUCGCCAUAAUGAACCACCACUUAAUGUAACGGGUAUUUAUUCAGGUACAUGGGACUCCUUAUUACCUGAAGAAUACAAUGUUAAUAAACCUUUAUAUAAGGAUAUUAUUCCAUAUUUAAAGGUCGAUCGUGAGAUUCAACCGCAACAAUACACGCAGCCAAUGGAGACAGGACACACGUGGUUGUUUCUCAAGAUGAAGGCACCAGCAUCCAAGGAACUAACAAAGGAGGUGGCGUAUGUUACGGGACAGUUGGUUAUUUACGAGAAACAGGCGUCUUUAGCUGCUACUAUUUUACCGGUACAAGGCGUAUUUCUACGGAAAUUAGGCAAAUUGACACUUUUUGGCAAUAGUCCAGACUCGAGUGUGCAGAUUUUGUAUCGAAAAGAGAGCAGUAGAUGGGAUAAUUCGACUAAGGUUGAGACGAAGAUACCGUCUGAUACUGUGAAUGAAGAAGCAGAGGAGGAAGGAGAUGGAAAGAUUAAAAAUCUCGAGAGACUGGCACGUGUAACUCGAGCUGAUAUGGUGAAUCUGAGCGUGCUAGAUGGUGUGCCAACUGUAAAAAAUCGAGACGAAUACGUGGCAAUAGACAUUUCACCUCCACGAUACUCGUACGUGUCGCGCUUUCGAAGUAGCGACUCGUUUAGUGACCAGUGUGUGAGCAUUGUGGAGAUGGCGCUAGUGAAUGAUACGAAGACACCGGCGAGAGAUGAACGAGAGGACAACAAGGACGAUGAUGCGGCGACAGCACUGCAGAAAUCGAUGCGUUACAUGAAAUUGGAAGGAACACUUGCUAGUGUGAACUGUGGACUGUAUAUGAAGCUGGACACGACGUUUCAAGAGGAGAAUUUGAACGUGUUUUUUGCCAAGGCUUCACGCUAUGCUGUAAUCAUGACGUUUGUUGCUAUGGCAGAAAUCUACUUCUUGUUGCGACAGCUGCAAAUUUCUAGCACACAGGCUUCAGCGGCAAAGGUGUCGUUACUGACGAUUGGACAGCAGGCAAUUGUGGACUCGUACCUGUGCUUAGGCCACCUGACUGUGGGUAUUGUGGCGCAAAACGUGUUUGCCGCAUUCGCGUCCGUCGCGUUUGUCAAGCUCAUUAUUUUUUCGGUGUUUGAGAUGCGGUAUCUGCUGAUCAUAUGGAAGGCACGAAGACCACAGGGAUUCUCAGAAGGCUGGCUUACGCUUCGACGCGAGCUCACGACGCUUUAUUCGCGGUUCUAUCUGUCAUUGCUAGCUGGGCUCUGUAUUUUCUACAACUUUUCGAAUCACUUGCCCGUCCUAGCGUUUAUCUGCUACUCGUUUUGGGUUCCCCAAAUUGUGCACAAUGUCCACAGGGAGGUGCGGAGCCCGUUUGACCUGGGAUAUCUGUACGGCAUCAGUGCACUGCGUUUAUUCUUGCCGCUGUACUUCUAUGGCUGCCCGGAUAACUUCCUGACAGCCUUUCCAAUGUAUGAGAGCAAGAUUGAUCCGCAGUAUUGCUAUAUGCUCUCGUCGUGGGUGGGUCUUCAAGUGGGUAUCCUUGCUCUGCAGCAGCGAUAUGGUCCAAGGUUCUUCGUGCCAGCGCGUUUCCUGCCUGUAAAGUAUAACUAUGAACGGCGUAUUGAUCUACAGCAUUUGGCAUUGCUGAAGGACAGCGACAACUCCAUCGACUGCGUGAUCUGUAUGGUAGAGCUGGACAUUGAAGCGCGCGACUACAUGAUCGCGCCAUGCGACCACAUUUUCCAUCGUGAGUGUCUUGAGGGCUGGAUGCAAGUCAAGAUGGAGUGUCCAACAUGUCGACAUGCUUUACCGGAGCCCUAA
Messenger RNA from Peronospora belbahrii, 2154 nucleotides. Lineage: Eukaryota; Oomycota; Peronosporomycetes; Peronosporales; Peronosporaceae. The record is from the annotation of a GenBank genome assembly.